Podospora pseudopauciseta is the source of this 1969-nucleotide messenger RNA. RefSeq lists its product as uncharacterized. The transcript has 2 exons. Lineage: Eukaryota; Fungi; Ascomycota; Sordariomycetes; Sordariales; Podosporaceae. The record is from RefSeq and is a predicted model, not a curated record. Bases 230 to 733 code for a protein of 167 amino acids.
CAACACUGGCUAACUGACAACUGCAUCACGGGUAGGGAGUAACCAGCAGUGAGCCUUUUUGUUAUAUAAAGCUCGGGGGUAACGAGUGCUGGGCAAACAGACUUGGCGAGCACGGCGAGCAAUUCCCCGGUCAAAAGCCACAACAUCAUGUCGACGACACCACCGCUGAUGAACGAUAGCCCCAGGACGCCGACGGACAUGUCCAGCCUCGCGGACCUCUUGCCGCUGCAUGACCCGUGCCAACACAAACAUCAUGUGGUUUUACUCAAUGAAGUGGCUCGACACCAAAAGCUUGAGGGCCUCUGAUGGGGGUGGUGAUGGCGGUGGUGGACGGACGUGGUCUCAAAAGUCCCGCUUUCGGGGUGGACGGAGACGGACGAACCAUUGGACUGCUCGUUCUUCUUUUCCUGAUGUUGCUCUGCACCCCGGAUCGCGAAAUUGGAAGCGUCGCCAGUCUGCUCGAGUGGUCGGAACCCCUGCCCAAAAGGAAACAUGCGACCUGUGGGUUGCUCUCCACCCUGGACCAAACCCCUGUCAGCAGUGGCGUCCCAAGAAGCUGAGAGAGCGGGUGCCGAGCCUGCCAAGAGAUAGGCUUCUUAUCUUGAAUUCGGGAUCCAAUCAGAGAGCGCGGGAUUUCACAAGGGAAACAGUCAAAGACAACAUCACCUCGAAAGCACCCAGAUACACACCCCCAUCGCCAACAGCAGCAGAGGGAAGCGAACGCCCGUAUUGAUUUCAUUAAUUAACGAGUCCUUCAUGCAGGCCAGGCCUCCAACCAGAAAUUUCUCAUUGUUUGAGAUGAGUUCAUCUUCUCAAAAGCGCCUUCAUCAGUCUAGCCUUUCCUCUCCCCACCAGUUUCGCCAGCCUUACAAAUAGAGAGAAACCAGAAACCGCCCCCCAUCAGAUACGACUUUUUCCGAUCUCCACUACAAUAGCGGAGCCAAAAACCACAUGUUUGACGCGCAUCAAAGACGAGACGGCACUCCAUACCACGAUCCCAGAAAGACACACAGAUCCAACAGAACCGUCCCAUUCCGCCCAGCAGAUGGGAUGACAUGUCACCGGAAGGAAGCCUCAAUGCAAGCCAAGGUAAAGUCCGGUCACCUAGUGUUUUAGUGUCCGUCUUUUCCAGUCUGCGGGAGAUUACCGGCUGCAAGAGCCGCAAAUAUCAAUUGUAUAUGCGCGCGGAUAUAUGUGCUGAUGUCACCGCAACACCGAGGCUAUGAAGCAGCUCCGAGGUCGGGUGAGUCCCACGGAUGGCAAAAACUGAGAGUUCAGGAUGCGGAAGGGGGUGAGGGAGAUCAUCCUAGGUUUCUCUCUUGAUCAACAUUGAUUUCCAAUCCGUAGAAUGCGGCCCACGACGGCGAUAUUGUAUAGUGUAUGCACAUCCUCAUAUCGUGAGAUGGAGUGAAGGGCCCAACGGACAACCAUCAUCCAAGCUGCGUUGAGCCUAGACAACGGUUCUUGGACUCCACAUUCAAGCGUGAUCCACCCUCAGACAGAGCCUCACGAAUAGCCACACCAUAGACAGGUCGAGGGCCUAGUUCAACUCCAUAUCUGUGGAAUGAGAGGCAAAUUGGAGCUGCUGUAGUAUAUUCCGCAGUUUUCCGUGACAGUGGAAACAAGCUCGACGGUCAACAACCUAGACUUUGCUUCGUCCUCAAUGGGAACAGAUGCGGCAACUGAAAGAGGACCAAUGGUAGUGGCUUCUCGUUCCCCAUAGUCAAACUGAAAAAGGUUCUACACUAUUUCCUGAGAUACCAAGUUCAACAGGGGCAUUUAUUUCAUAUUAAACCAAUAAGCUCCAACAACCGCAUCCCACACAAGACUAAAAGCAAACAACCGCGAGAGCAGCUUUUAAAGACUUUUUUAAUUGGUUGGUGUAUCAUAUCUAUCCCCUGACAAGCAGGGCCAUCUGCGUUGAUGUUUGCCUCAAACAUACCUGUGAUCGAGUCCACCAAGCUUGCAC